Adineta ricciae is the source of this 1599-nucleotide messenger RNA. The record is from the annotation of a GenBank genome assembly. NCBI's taxonomy places the organism in Eukaryota, Metazoa, Rotifera, Eurotatoria, Adinetida, Adinetidae.
AUGUCACACAGAACGCUUUUAAUCACUGAUUUCUUCUCGAAAUGUCAUCCGACGAAUAUAUCAAAUGCAACUCUUUUUGAUAAACCAAUGAAAGUAAUCAAAGUCGAAGAUCGACAAUCACCACCGCUUGGAACUGAUCUUGAUCAGUGUACACCUAAUCUUCCUCUUGAAGAAACAUCACACACGGCAGCAACGAAUGCUAUUGAUAUGAAAGAAACACAUCAUUCAUCACAGAAUACACAUGGAAAAUCUUCGAUUCCCAUUCGAAUUAAAUUCGUUCGUCACCAUAGCGCUCCGAUUCAUCACCGUAGUCCAGUUAAGAUGCGCGAACGUCACAUGGAACAACAAGAUCUCGAAGAAAUACGUACCCGUAUUCGCGCAUUUCGAAACGAUUUAUAUAAAUACAAAUCAACUUACUCGCGUUCACCAAUCAAACGUUCAAAUGUGCUCAGUGACAUAACCACCAGUCCGUUCAAGCAUCCAUCACCACAAACACCUGUGAAAAGUUAUCCAUCAAUUCCUGCCUAUGAGCGUUUCAAUUCACUUGUCACGACAGUUGAAUUACCUCUGCCAAAUAAAUACCAACUAUUACUCGAACAAUACAAACACUUAGAUUUCCUUGUUUGCCAUACGCAUAAUAACGGAGGAAUUAAUACAUUUGAAAAAUGCCAACAAGUUAUUCAGCAAAAAACCAAACGAAAUUUUACGUUACAAACACUUGGGCGUAUCAAAACAAUCUGUCCAACGAUGUACGGUUUUCAACAAGAAAAGAUUCAAUUGCCAACAUUGAGUCCAAUGAAACUGAAACAUGAAUUAACCAUAACUCCAACUGAUUUUGGUAUUCACGCCGAUGUACAGAUCACUCCAGCGAUUAUUGUUGAACGAAUCGAUUGUUUUCGUCGAGCGCUACUCAAUUCAGUUAAAGCACAUCAUCGAACUUUUUUAUCGGAUAAACUUCAACAGAGUAUCGAUGAACUUCCAAAUGAUGAACAACUGACACGCUGGCAUCCAGAAUUUGAUCUUGAAAACAUUCCUGAUAUUGAUGUUGCACCAUUGCCUGAAUCACCGGACAAACAACUAUUAGCAUCACCAAUUGAAAUUCGCCAUUAUGCAGAACGUACCCCGUCCGAACGUGUCAAACGUGCUCUGUUCUCUGCAUUUUCCAGUGAUGAUAUCUCUUCGACGAUUGCUCUAUCCUCCCCAAAGAAAGAAGCUUUGUCCAUCGAUGGAAUAUCUUCAUCACUGGUUGAAAAAAUUCGUUCAAAAGAGACAAGCAAAAUUCUAUCGACUUCACUCAGUCAUGAAACGCAGAUGCUUUCUCGUCUCGAACAAACCAUUGAAAUCAUUCACCAAUUCUUUAUUGCUGAACGUGCAACUUCUCUUCAAUUAGAUCUUGUCGCUAGACAAAUACGUGAUUGUCAUUCAGGUCCACUUUCCUUUACUCAAUCAACGGAAACCAUUCGUUUCCUUCAUAUACAUCCGGAAAAUAAUGGUUGGCUUUCAAUACUGACAAUUCGAGGAAAGGAAUUCAUUAAAAUCAAUCGUCAUAAAUCGAUUAAUACAAUUAUUGGAGCUAUUCAACAACAAUUGAAACGCUAG